Triticum aestivum (bread wheat) is the source of this 1282-nucleotide messenger RNA. RefSeq names its product late embryogenesis abundant protein 19. The transcript has 2 exons. Lineage: Eukaryota; Viridiplantae; Streptophyta; Magnoliopsida; Poales; Poaceae. Bases 102 to 1064 code for a protein of 320 amino acids. The record is from RefSeq and is a predicted model, not a curated record.
AAAGCUCACGCACACCACCGUCGUUGCCAACUGAUCCAAGAUUCCAAGCUUUCAAGAUUCCGCCGCAUUGACGGAUCGAGUAGUGCUGAUAGGGUACGCCCAUGUCCAGGUUGAUGGCCGCCAUGCUUCUCGGAGGCGCGCGGGUCGCCAGCGCCACGGCGCUCACCGGCAACACUGCCGUGAAGGCCAUUCCCAGGCCCUGCUUCCUCGCUCCCCGGCCGCAUGCCGCGAGCUGGAGCCCCAUCUGCAUGCAGACCGCCCCGAGAUCGUCGCAGGCGUAUAACAACGCGCCGGACGACCGGAGGGAGAUUAAGGACAAGUACAGGGGCGCAGCGGAGCAGGCCAAGGAUGCCACCGGCCAUGCCAAGGAGAGCGCGAAGGACCACGCGUCGCGCAUGGCCGACGAGACCAAGGACAGGGCCGGGGACGCCGCCGAGAAGGCCUCCCGCAUGACGGAGAAGGCGAAGCACGAGACCAAAGAGACGGCAAGCCAGGCCGCGGACAAGGCGGGAGAGAUGAAGGAGAAGGCCAAGGAGACGGCGGAGGAAGCCGCGGAGAAGGCCUCCCGCAUGACGGAGAAGGCCAAGCACGAGACGAAGGAGACGGCAAGCCAGGCCGCGCACAAGGCGGGGGAGAUGAAGGAGAGGGCCAAGGAGACGACGGGGCAGGCGAUGGACAAGGCCAAGGAGACGGCGGGCGCGGCCAAGGAGAAGACGGCGGAGGUGGCGGAGGGCGCCAUGGACAAGGCCGGCGAGGCCAAGGACAGGGCCGCGGAGGGCACCAGGAGCGCCGGGGAGAAGGUGGCGGAGAUGACCAAGGAGGGCGCGAGCAAGGUGGCCGAGACGGCGCAGGCGCUCAGCGAGAAGGCGAAGCAGGCGGCGCAGGGCGCCUGGGAAGCCACAAAGGAGGCCGCGCAAGGGGUGAAGGAGAAGGUCGGUACAGAGAGCACGGCGGAGGAGCACUCGACGUGGGACGACGUCGAGGCCGCCACCAAGGAGAGGGACAGGAUCGCGCAGGAGGAGCGGAAGAGGCAGGCCAGGGAGAAGGGCGCCGGCUUGCCGUAGACGAAGAUGGCUGUCCGGCUGGACAUCUCCACGCGUCUAGUGGCCUCUGUUUCGAGUUGAAUUUUAGUUUUCAGCCUCUUCGGUUUACAUGUUGAAUAAUGCUUUGGCAAACAGAUGCGCCGAUGCCUCCCCUGAGAUGAAAAUAUUGGAGCAAUCGUGUAGAAAAAACAAGAAAUUUCUUUUGAGCUCUGCAAUAUGUGCUGUCUCUUUUUUUUUUC